GAACGAUCAAAGUGGGAAAAAAAAAAAAAAAAAGAAAAAAAAAAAAAAAACAUACACGUUAAGUGAUACAUAUAAAACGUAAACAAGAGCAUUCCGCACUGCGAGGUUCGCCUUCUGCAAAUCAGCGUAACUUUUCAUCCUCCUCUCCCUCCUCGCAUCUUCACAAAGGAGUCAAACGAAAGAGCGGCACAAGAGCGGCACAAAAAAAUAAAACUGACCGUUUAGGAAGCGCAAAAUAUAUUUUGUGGAAUUCUCCUUUAAAAUAUCCCCCUCCACCCGAAUACCUAACAACAAUGGUAGCCAAGAAGGAAUCCAAAAUUAUAAAAAAACAGAAAAAGAAAAAUGGGAAGAAGAGCAAAGUGGCUGUGAAAAAACCCAAGACUAUGAAAAGCACCAAGGGAGUUAAGUACAUCCUAGACUGUACCAAGCCAGUGAAAGAUACCAUCCUUGACAUUAGCGGAUUGGAGCAAUUUUUUAAGGACAAAAUUAAAGUUGAUAAGAAGACCAACAAUCUGAAGAACAAAAUUGUGGUCACCUCGGACGACUGCAAAAUUUACAUCACCGUGCACAUCCCCUUCUCCAAGCGGUACAUAAAGUACCUGGCCAAGAAGUACCUGAAGAUGCACCAAAUUAGAGACUUUCUGAGAGUCAUCGCCAAGGGAAAGUUGGCCUACGAGUUUAAGUACUUUCAGCUGAACAAUUAGCCCGCGGGGAGACACAUAGGGCAGUACGGGGCAGCACAGGACAGGCAAGCACACUCCGCGUGGCGGCGCACCGCACAACUUGACGGCGUAUCUGCCCACUACGAAUUGCCAACGAUCAGCAGUUGCUCCGCGUGGCCGCAUCGGUCUGUUCUCC
Molecule: messenger RNA, 858 nt
Organism: Plasmodium vivax (malaria parasite P. vivax)
Lineage: Eukaryota; Apicomplexa; Aconoidasida; Haemosporida; Plasmodiidae
Product: 60S ribosomal protein L22, putative
Exons: 3
Coding region: 294-704 (136 amino acids)
Biological process (GO): cytoplasmic translation
Cellular component (GO): ribosome
Molecular function (GO): RNA binding; structural constituent of ribosome
Source: RefSeq, a predicted model, not a curated record